GCUUCAAGCUCGCGGGAAAAGCUGCCAACUGCCAACCAGCAGUCCAACUUAGACUCUAGUCGACUUCGGGCCGACUAUCGUUCGGUGUGCAGCAAUUUGCCGUAGUCUUGUGGUGCAGUGGUACAAAGGAAACCCGGAAGAUAUGCAGAGCUUGCGCAACAUCGGCGGCAGUCCGUACGAGGCGGCACCCCGUGGGGAUUCCUUCCGGAAGCUACGCGAUGGCUCCGGUUCCGGAUCAGGUGGGCUGAUGACGGUCAAGUUUGUGCUGAGUUGCUUGAUCGAUGCCGGCACGUUUCUGGUGCUGCUGGUACCGAUUCUGGUCAAGUACGUGGUAGGGUUGUUUGUUGGUCCACCGAAGAAGGACAUCCGCGGUCAAUUGGCCCUCGUGACGGGUGGCUCGAACGGGCUAGGUCGGGAGAUUUGCUUCCAGUUGGCACGGAAUGGGUGUCACGUGGCGGUCGUUGACCUGGACGCGGUUAACGGGGAGAAGACUGUCCAGGACUUGCACCAGCAGCACGGUGUGAAGGCGAAGUUCUACAAGGCGGACAUUUCCAGCUAUGAAUCGGUUCAGGAGCUGCGAAAGAGUGUCGAGAGCAGCCUCGGGCAGGUGGACAUUCUGGUGAACAAUGCCGGCGUGUUGCCGCUGAUGUCCGUCCGGGAAGGAACGCCGGAGGAUUUGAAGAAGGUGCUGGAGAUCAACUUGCUGUCCCACUUUUGGACCAUCCGAACCUUCAUCGACGGAAUGGUAUCGCGCCGAAAGGGUCACAUUGUGGCCGUUGCUUCGGCAGCCGCAUACCUUCCGCUGGGACGGCUGUGCGCCUACGUGGCGUCCAAGUACGGCGUCCGCGGCCUGAUGGAAGCCUUCAACGACGAGCUGUACUGUGACGGGCUGCAGAACGAGGUGUUCACCACGACCGUCUACCCGUACUUCAUCAACACCCGCAAGGACCUCAUCGACGCGCUGGACAAGGCCAACGUGCUUGGAAGGGUGCCCGUUUAUUCCGCCAAAACGAUGGCGCGUGCCAUCGUCGGAGGAAUGUUGCGCAACCGGCAGAACAUCUACGUUCCGAAGGCAAUGAAACCGGUCCUCAUUCAGUACGAGAACAUUCCAAAUGAGAUCAAAAGACUGGCGCGCAGAAUUAUGCUGAGAACGGAAAUACCCAAAUUGAUGAACUAGCUUCACCACUCGCAAGUGGGAAGUAUGCGUUCAAGUGUGAUAUUUAAAGUCCUGCGAAUCCAGUGCGCAUUUCCGGUAGUCGUUUUUGUUUGUUCAAACGUGAUUUAUUUGGAAAUUACAGGAAGUUGUCUUGUUUAAUUUCGCGUUAUUUUAUUUUUGACAUCUAUGAAUGCACUGGGAGGGCCUCGUGGCGCGGUGGUUAGCGGCUUUGGCUGCCGAUCCCUAAGUUGCUGUGGGGCGCGGGUUCAAUUCCCACCUUAUCCUCCUGGCCUUCUAUCGGAUGGGGAAGUAAAGAGGUUUUGGGUGACUCACCACACAUAACCUAGAGACGCCUAGCAAUAAGCAGAUACUUGCAACAGAGCCCAAAAAAGACCCGGGGGUCGUUAAAGUGGAUUGCUUUGCUUUUUGCUUUUUGCUUUUUGAAUGCACUUUCAAGCUUUUUUGAUUGUAUAUUUAAUAAACUAUUUCAGGUUGGCCUGGGUUCGAUGUCAGUCUGCCCCGGUGGCAUUUUACGAGACGAGAUUUGUCUUGUAGGAGUCGUCCCCAUUGGUAAAAACCAGUCUCAGUGGAGUCACUGGUCGGCAGUCUCGGGUGAAUGAGAGUCUAGGUUUUAAAAGAGGUUUGGAAUGCCUCACCGUUUCAAGUUUCAAGUUAAUGAACAAUUUGAUUUUUUUAAUUACUUGAUGCAUUUUAAAGUCGCAACAAAGUGUGAGAAUACAUAAUUUUGAACUUAACAAAAAAUAAUUUAAUUUAUCCUGUCAUAUAAAGUAGGGAAUAUCAGUUAAAAUAACAACCACAAUUGACAUGAGAAAAAUAAAUAAUUUAUAAAACAUUGACAAAGUCACAUGGAUCGUAAUUUGAAAUUCUUCUUUUCAUUGCUUUUUGAAAAUUCAAAAUUUGUAAAACUUUAGUUUUGAUAAUUUUCAGAUUAAAGCCCGUUUUGAUUGAAGCCUAUCAAAUUG
Messenger RNA from Culex pipiens pallens (northern house mosquito), 2139 nucleotides. RefSeq names its product estradiol 17-beta-dehydrogenase 11-like. Gene Ontology annotation, molecular function: oxidoreductase activity, acting on the CH-OH group of donors, NAD or NADP as acceptor. The record is from RefSeq and is a predicted model, not a curated record. Lineage: Eukaryota; Metazoa; Arthropoda; Insecta; Diptera; Culicidae. The transcript has 6 exons. Bases 143 to 1177 code for a protein of 344 amino acids. Gene Ontology annotation, cellular component: lipid droplet.